Molecule: messenger RNA, 1361 nt
Organism: Paramecium octaurelia
Lineage: Eukaryota; Ciliophora; Oligohymenophorea; Peniculida; Parameciidae
Source: the annotation of a GenBank genome assembly
AUGUUAAUUCUCAAUACAGAAAUGAAAAAUAGUUUAAUUAGAAAUAUAAAAGAAGGGGAAACGAUGUUAGAGAGUUUAGAAUAACUAAAUUAGAAUAGGAAGCGGUCUCAUUCUUUUGAUCUGCCAUUCAUAACCUUAUUAUCGGUGAACCAAUUGUCCAAAAUGUAACCCAAAUUAAAAAAUAUGCUUUUGAUACCAAACUCUUCAAAUUAUAGAAAUUCAGCAAGAAAAUCAUAAAGAUCAGAAAAACCUGACCUAAUGGACGCAAUAUCUAUGGUAAGCAAUGUAGCCUCCGAAACCCCUUAAUAGAAAGCAAAUAUCAGAAGAGCUAGUUAAUAUGAUUACAUUAGCUUAAAGUAAAGAAGAUUAGAUAGUUUUGCUCCUUACGUGUAUGUCAGUCAACAUUGCAGAGACGUGGCAGUAUAUAAGAAGAAAAAAUUGAAUCGAAUAAAAAUGCAGUAUAGUAUAUCAAUAAUUCAAUUAGAAUUUAUGAGAAGAUCAAAUGUUAAGAAGCAGUAGAAAGUAUAGAGAAGCAGGAGUUCUCUAUUGCCAUAAUUAAUCAAAAUAACACAUCGAAGAGCCAAAACAGUUAGUGAUUAAUUAUAUCAAGGUCCAAUAUUAAAAUUGGAUACUGAAUUAGAAAAAAAAAUUAGGAUGUUGAUCUAUUCACAAAGAUGUUCUCGAUUAAUAUUGAAAAGAAAGACAUGUAUUCAAGAACCUCAAAACAAUAUAUUCGUCUCAAGAGAUAAAUUGAGAAGAUACCAAGAAGUGAUGGCUAAGAAGUUUGUAAUCUUCUAUUUAAACCCGUUUAGGAUUAGGCAGACUCAUCAUGUGAGUCCUCUCCUCAGAUCGUGACUAAAAUCUAGUUUAAGAAGACUUAAUUUAGUAAAAUCUAGGUAGCUGAAAAUACGAUCAAUCAAUAUCUGACUCCCAGGGGACACUGUGACCAAAACCUCAAUAUCCUCAAUAGAAAAACAUCUCAUAGUGUUAUAGCUUAAUAUGUGAUGGAUAAGAAUAAGAAACUAAAGAGCUUUGUUCGAGAAGAGUAAAAAUUGCCUUUGAUUAAAUAACCAAGUCUAAAUGAAUUCAAUUAAUAUUUAUUAGCUUAAAAAAGAAGUAUCGAUGUUGGAAGAUUGUCUUAAUAAUUGAUACAAUCCAAAUCUCAAGAUAAUGUAGAUAAACAGAUUUAGUUAAAUUAGAAGCAAAAUCUUUUCAUCAAUAAGCAAAUUAAUAUGCUGAUUUAAUAAAAAUCAGAUCCUCAAAUCAAUCAGAACAUAAGAAUUAGGACAUUGCCUAAUGAUAUAAAUGCGAGUAAAACUAAAACCAGCUUGUUACGAAAGUUGAGACCUUAUCUUAAAUGA